Messenger RNA from Onthophagus taurus, 991 nucleotides. Its product is annotated as 2-aminoethanethiol dioxygenase. Gene Ontology annotation, molecular function: oxidoreductase activity, acting on single donors with incorporation of molecular oxygen, incorporation of two atoms of oxygen. Gene Ontology annotation, cellular component: mitochondrion. The record is from RefSeq and is a predicted model, not a curated record. Lineage: Eukaryota; Metazoa; Arthropoda; Insecta; Coleoptera; Scarabaeidae.
UUGACAGCUGUCAGUUUUUAGUUUUCUUCACUUAACGUAAAUAGUUUACUUAAGAUAUGGUUGUGAGCCAAAUAAAUAACGUUUUACGCCAAGCACUUCAUACCUUUACAAAUACGGAAGGUUUUCCCACUAAUUUAGAAUUACUACGUAACCUCUUAAAAUGUACAACUGCAGCUGAUGUAAGUUUAGAUCCAAAAUUUAAAUCGGAUGCUUUAUGGGUUACACCCGAUAAGGCCCCCGUUUCUUACAUAAACAUAUUUGAGAAUGAUUUAUUAACGAUGGGAAUUUUUAUACUAAGACCAGGAAUGAAAAUCCCUUUACAUGAUCAUCCCCAAAUGUUUGGUCUUGUUAAAGUGUUAAUGGGACAAAUUCGAAUAACAAGCUUCUCUGUAAAUGAUAUCCUUAAUAAUUGUGUAAUAAAUGCUACAAAAGAUCCUGAUAUCAUCAUGGAUAAUGAGUCAGACGUUUGUAUGUUAGAACCAGUUUCAAGAAACAUUCACGAAAUUGAAAGCAUCGGGGGCCCAGCUGCUUUCUUAGACAUAUUAUCACCUCCAUAUUCGAAAAGGGAAGGUGGUGAUGAUGUUCGAGAAUGUACUUACUUUAUGGUUAAAGAGUGUUUGGGAGGAUCUUUAUUUAAAUUGCAACAAAUCAAACCACCAAAUUGGUUUUGGACCGAUCAUUAUGAGUAUGAUGGACCAGAAAUAAUUUAUCAAACAAAAAGGCUUUUUCAUAAAUAAUUAUUAUUCUUCAAAUUAGAUUUAGUUAUUUAUUAUUGUUACUACUUUGUUGAUUUUUUUUAUAAAGACAAAAAUAGGUUUAAUUAUAAUUUUGUGAAUAAAACAUUGUUUGGAGAUGAAUUUUUGAAAUAAUUAAGGUGCAAAUGUAUGUAUAUAAAUAAAGAUGAUGUAUUGAUUUUUGUGAAGUAUGUGGCAGCAACUGAUUGAUAUUAAUUUAUGUUUAUUUGAUAUUAAAAUAAACUUAUUUAAUACUG